Molecule: messenger RNA, 1038 nt
Organism: Candidozyma haemuli
Lineage: Eukaryota; Fungi; Ascomycota; Pichiomycetes; Serinales; Metschnikowiaceae
Product: D-mandelate dehydrogenase-like dehydrogenase
Exons: 1
Coding region: 1-1038 (345 amino acids)
Cellular component (GO): cytosol
Molecular function (GO): hydroxypyruvate reductase [NAD(P)H] activity; glyoxylate reductase (NADPH) activity; NAD binding
Source: RefSeq, a predicted model, not a curated record
AUGACUGCCGAAAAACCCGUUGUGCUUAGAUUAGGCAAGUGGCCCUUCUCCACUGAAAAGUGGGAUAAGUUGAAGGAAAUCGCUACCGUGGUGGACUGUGAGUCUCAGACAAGAGAGGAGUUUUUGAAGGAUCUUAAAACGAAGUAUACGAACGUGACCAACAUUGUUCGUACUUUCCCAAGUGUGGAGCAGACCGGGCGUUUUGACUCCGAAAUCAUCGCUGCUUUGCCUGACUCUGUUGUGUCAGUUUCCCACAAUGGAGCUGGUUAUGACCAGGUCGAUCCACAGCCAUUGACUGAUAGAAAUAUUCAGCUUUCGAAUGUUACGGUGCCUGUGGAGGCUCCUACUGCUCUCACUGCUGUCUACUUGACACUUGCUACCAUGAGAAACUAUCAAAUCGGACAUGACGCUUUGGUUCAGGGCAAGUGGACCAACCCAGACAUUGGCAGAGGUGCAAAGUUAGGUAAGGACCCCGAGGGCCAGGUUGUUGGUAUCUUGGGUAUGGGCGGAAUUGGCCGUGCUAUCCGUGACCGUUUGGUGCCUUUCGGAUUCGAAAAGAUCCUUUACUAUAACCGUUCCAGGCUUGAUGCUGAUUUGGAGGGUGAAGCGCAGUAUGUGGGAUUUGACGAGUUGUUGGCACAGAGUGACGUUUUGAUCGUUUCGGUUCCUUUGAACCCAAAGACGCAUCACUUGGUUAACAAAGAGGUCAUUUCUAAGAUGAAGGAUGGAGUUAUUAUCGUCAAUACCGCUAGAGGCGCCAUUAUUGACGAGAAGGUGCUUAUUGAAGAGUUGAAGCUGGGCAAGGUCGGCGCUUUCGGUUCUGAUGUCUUCGAGCACGAGCCAGAGGUUCCUAAGGAGUUGUACGAGAUGCCUAAUGUUGUUUCCUUGCCUCAUAUGGGUACUUGGACUAAGCAAGCACUCAAGAACAUGGAAGAGUUCACUGUGGCCAACGUUGAACACCAGAUCAAAACCGGUAAGCUUUUGACGAUCGUUCCAGAACAAAAAGAUAUUGACUUCAAGCAUCCCGCUAGGGCAUAA